ACAAAAGCGCUUUGCGUUGCAACGGACGCGAUCCGGGUUCAAUUGCGCUCCUCCCAAAGCGGCUGCGCUCUUGGAGGCGUUGCGCGCUCGGGGCUUAAGGGGAUUCCGCGCACGUCCCCCGUGCAAACUGGUCCCCUUCCUGUGAAUUGCGGACAUCGUUUCCCCGGCUGGGUUCUGCAACCUGAGCACCGCUGGCUGAAGCAGCUCUGGUUCUCCUCCCUAGCAGAUGGAGCGCAUCCUGCCCGCGAAGAUGGAGAGCAGGCUUAGAGAAGGCGGGCCGGAGACUGUCCAUCCCCGGGUGGACAGUUUCCUCCUGAGCCAGGCAGUGGAUGAGCAGCAGCCAUUUCAGAUACAUGGGAUGUUCACAGAUGUGGUUCCCGAUUCCCUCAUGGUAGAAAAGACUCCAUCUAAAGCCUGUCGGAGUUCUCUGGUCAGCAGCAUCGCACCUGAGGGUCUGAUUCUUGAUACCACACCGGAUGUCAAAAAGACGCUGCUUUCUGAGUCACCUACUCUUUGUGGUGGAGCACAACCAGCCACUACGCAGCCGGAUCCGGUGGGAGAGAAUCCUCGGGGCCUGGUGUCGUUUGAGGAAGUGGCCGUGUGCUUCACAAAGGAGGAGUGGGCCCUGCUGGAUCCAGACCAAAGAGCUUUGUACAAGGAAGUCAUGUGGGAGAAUUAUGAGAAUGUGGCCUCUCUGGCCCUUGCAGGAAAUCUUAUGAUUCCCAAACCUGACCUCAUCUCCUGGCUAGAAGAAGGUGGAAGAGAGGAGGAAGGAGGCGAGCCACUUGCCCAGGGCUUCAGCAAAGGGGAGAAAAAAGCUGCAGGUGCUGUUUGGGACAGCCAGGGCGAGCCAAGUUGGGCAUCAUUGGAAGAAACUAGAUGGGAGGAGCAGGGAGUGGGAAUGCAAGCAGAGCAGGAAAGGGUGAAUGGAUUAUCUGCUUCUCAGGGUGACAGCUUCUGUGACAUCGCAAUUCAAGAAACAGUGGACCAAGGGAAGAAAAGGAGGCAGUGCCCUGUGUGUGGGAAAAGCUUCAGUUGGAAAUCCAGUCUAAGUUCUCAUUGGAAAAUCCAUGCAGGGGAGAAACCAUAUAAAUGCCCAGAAUGUGGGAAAACCUUUAUCUGGAACUACAGUCUCAUGUCUCAUCGGAGAAUCCACACAGGGGAGAAACCAUACUCAUGCCUGGAGUGUGGAAAGAGCUUUAGUCGGAGAGAGAAACUUACUAGGCAUUAUAGAAUCCACACAGGGGAGAAACCAUAUAAAUGCUCAGAGUGUGGAAAGAGUUUCCGUUGGAAAGAAAGACUUACUAGACACCUCAGAAUCCAUACGGGGGAGAAACCAUAUAUAUGCUCUGUAUGUGGGAAAAGCUUCAAUUGGAGUCAUAACCUUAUAUCUCAUCUGAGAAUUCACACAGGAGAGAAACCAUUUGCCUGUUUGGAGUGCGGGAAGAACUUCAGUCAGAGAACAACCCUUACUUCCCAUCAGAGAGUCCACUCAGGGGAAAAACCAUAUAAAUGCUCAGUGUGUGGAAAAGGCUUCAAACAGAAAACAGAUCUAACUUCCCAUGAAAGAAUUCAUGCAGGGGAAAAACCGUAUCAGUGCUCAGAAUGUGGGAAAGGCUUCAAUCGGAGCACACAUUUAGCUUCGCAUCAAAAAAUCCACACAGGAGAGAAACCAUAUACGUGCUCUGAGUGUGGAAAGAGUUUCAGUCGAAGCGCAAACCUUACUUAUCACCAAAGAAUUCACACAGGGGAAAAACCAUAUAUAUGUCUUGAGUGUGGAAUGAGCUUCAGUGUGAACACAAGUCUGACCUUACAUCAAAGUGUUCACACUGGGAAGAAACCUUACAUAUGUUUGGAGUGUGGAAAGAGUUUUGUUUGUUCUGCACGCCUCACUAGUCAUCAGAGACUGCACACGGGGGAAAAACCAUUUAUAUGCCUGGAAUGUGGGAAGAGUUUCAGUCGGAGCACAAACCUCACUUCUCAUCAGCGACUGCACACAGGGGAAAAACCAUUCAUAUGCUUAGACUGCGGGAAAAGCUUCAGUCGGAGUGCAAACCUACUUAGACAUCAAAGAACUCACACGGGGGAGAAACCGUUUAAAUGUUUGGAGUGUGGAAAAAGCUUCAGCCAUAGUGAAACACUUACUUUGCAUAGGAGAAUCCACACUGGGGAGAGACCAUUUAAAUGCCUGGAGUGUGGAAAGAGUUUCAGUCGGAGCACACAUCUGAACUCUCAUCUAAGAAUUCACACAGGGGAGAAACGUGCAGUACUAGGCAAAGCCGCAUCUAUUGACUUUCUAGAAGAUAGCUAUCUUAGCCUAUUGUAGAGGAAAACUCAAGCAACAAAGAUGACUGCUUUCUCCCCUCACCCCCAAACACGUUGUGUGAACUAGUAAUUUGAUAGUGUUUUUAAAAAGUGCUUUGCACUUCUUACCUAGAUUUAGGGAUAGGGGGCAAGAUCGGAACACUGGCAUGGAAGUUUCCUUGUUUGUCUCCCAUCUACUAGCAUGCUAUCAGGAUACUGCUCCAUUAAGAGAGAGUUUAUGUACAGCAGACAAAUCAAUCCCUUGCCAAUAUGUUGCCUUGCUGAGAGAUUCUAUGCACCAGUGUGCGGUGACGUUCUUCUGCACUGAUAUUGUCCGCAUUCGUUUCUUUCAUCUUCUCACCAUGAGGGUUUUUCGUGACCUCCAUCCACUGGGCUCAAAUCUUGUUGGGUACUGGUGGCCCCCAUCUAAUGUUUGAGUUGAUCAGGAAUUUUGUAUUUCAUUUGGAAUCACAAUCGGUUUUGUUAGGAUUCCAGUUUCAGUAGUUUUGACUUGUCGUUUCUAUAUUACACACAGCAAAGCUUUUUAAAAAUGGGGCAGAGUUGCUUUGUUCCUUAUAUAUAUGCCCAUUCUAUAUAACUUAUUUUGUAAGUCACUGGUGCAAGUUACUUUGGAAGCUUUCUUUCUUUCUUUCUUUCUUUCUUUCUUUCUUUCUUUCUUUCUUUCUUUCUUUCUUUCUUUCUUUCUUUCUUUCUUUCUUUCUUUCUUUCUUUCUUUCUUUCUUUCUUUCUUUCUUUCUCAACUCUCUAUGUCUUAAAUCCAUUCUUAACUCUACAAACCACCUAGGUCAGGCUCUUGUAAUUUAAACACAAGAAACUUGCUAUUGGUUAACUUCCAACAAGAGGAAAAUGGAAAUUGAGACAAAUCAUCUACAUCUUGAAGAUGCAAAAGGAAAUGUGGGCCAAGUGGACAGAGAUGAGGUGACAGGGGUCUCUGAGCCAGAGGAGGGGAGGAUUCUCUAAGCAGCAGGUCCAUUUUCAAAGGCCUGCAAGGGAGAAGAUUCUCCAGGCCAGGAGGAAUAUGGAAAAAGUAAAGGUAGCCAUGCUUUGUUUAAAGAUCUUGCAAUUCUGUUACCCAGAAAAAGUGCAGCAGAACGUAGCUUCCUGAAAAUCUUAGCUUUCGUUUAAAAACAAAUACAAGAAGAAAGUAAGGGAGGAUUAUUGAUAGAGGUGAAGAGGGAGGAACACUUUUUCUAAGAGCGGAACUACAAGUGACAAAAGGCAUAGGUCGGACAUUUGUCAGCUUCCCUCAAGUUUUGAUGGGAAAUGUAGGCAGCUUGGCGGAAUGUUGGACAAGUGACAGUUGAAAAGUCCAUUGGACAGCAGUCAGAGAGCCAAGCUGCAAGGCUAGGAUGCCUACAUUUCCCAUCAAAACUUGAGGGAAGCUGACAAGUGUCCAACCUGUGCCUUUGUCAAUUGUAGUUCCGCUCUAACUUAAGGGGAAGAGUUUUUUGUUUUUUUGGUUCAGAGAUGCUUAGAAGGUUUCAAGUGCAGAAAAGCUACUGUGCUUGAAAUAAAUGUGGAUAUUUACCAAAGGAGGAUUUUUUCCCCUUAGCCUGUAUUCCCACAAAACCUUUUGUAUGUAAGUUGAAAACCUAGACAAUGGCCUUUAAGCCAGUUUGGUGUGAGAGCCAGUUUGGUGUAGUGGUUAAGAGUGCAGGACUCUAACCUGGAGAACCAGGUUUGAUUCCCCUCCACUUGAAGCCAGCUGGGUGACCUUGGGUCAGUCACAGCUUCUAGGAGCUCUGUCAGCCCCACCCACUUCACAGGGUGAUUGUUGUUGUUGUGGGGAUAACAGUAACAUACUUUGUAAACUGCUCUGAGUGAGUGUUAUAUAAAUCAAAUAUUAUUAUUAUAAUCUUCUCUUAAUUAUUUUAUUUACAGCAUGCAUCUCAUGUUGAGACUCAAGGUGGAUUAUGCAGCAUGAGGCAAAGCAGUUAAAUAGCAUGAGAAAACUAACAAACAGUGCAAUAAAGCAAGGGUCUUAAUUGGGGUUGUAAUUCUAUGCUUCAGAAUUUGGGAUUAAGCUUUGUGGAAGCCACUGAUUGCAUGUACUUCCUCCUUUUCUAUCCUGACACUGAAAACAAGGAUGAAGUAGUCUGGGAAACUCAUCUCUUAUAUUUCAUGAAACAUUUCAUCUAAGAGAUCUGUGUGACCCUGAGGCUAGCGUGUUACGUGCUGUAGAAUGGUCAUGAAAUAAAACAAAAAGUAAGAUUGGACAGCGGUCCAUUGAAGCAUGUUUUGGUACUUUUGGGAUCCUAAACAUCCAGGGUACAUCAUUAGAUUGCGUAAACAUGAAUGUGACCAUCUGGGUUGAGCUGAAUUACUGUCACAGAGGAACGUCGCUGUUGAUUAAAACAAAGAACUGA
This is a messenger RNA of Eublepharis macularius, 4691 nucleotides long. Its product is annotated as zinc finger protein 883-like. Bases 227 to 2326 code for a protein of 699 amino acids. Gene Ontology annotation, biological process: regulation of DNA-templated transcription. The record is from RefSeq and is a predicted model, not a curated record. The transcript has 6 exons. Lineage: Eukaryota; Metazoa; Chordata; Lepidosauria; Squamata; Eublepharidae.